GUAGCAGCCGCAGAAUCCCAGAAAGUCCGGAGAAAAAAGCUAAGGAAGCGGAGGUCACCCCGAAGGGCUUCCCGGGAAGGCGCGGCACAGGAACUCUGGAGGAGAGGAAUUCUUCGGAGGUUUCUAGUUGUAGCCACCAUGACCACUUUCCAAGCCACGAAGGAUUCUCUCCUGCGGGGUGUAACGCCGACCCCUAGCAAGAUUCCUGUCCGCACUCAGAGAUGCCCAGAUAACCCCACAAUCAAGCCGUACCCCCCGGACCAGGAGAACCAAGAUCCAAGGAGACUGGUCCAGAAGCCACCACUCAGUACCUCACGCUCCCUCGUUGAUGCAGCUGGCUCCAGACGGAAAGCCUUGCACCAAACUGAGAAGUCACAGAGAUUGAUGGGGGUCACUCAGCUCCGGAACCCCUUGGAAGAGCUCAAGCCUAGCCCUGGGGAACAAAACGUCCAGUAUGGGCCCCCUCCGCAGACAGAUGCUCCUGGGGCCAUAGAGUUUGUGGCUGACCCUGCAGCCCUGGCCACCAUCCUGUCAGGUGAGGGGGUGAAAAGCUGUCCCCUGGGGCGCCAUUCCAGUCUGGCUCAGAGAGUACUGGUUCGAGGGAGCAAGGGAGGCACCGUGCGGAGGGGCCAGAAUGCUCGGGCUUCAGCAUAUCUGGCUCCCAGAACCCCUGUCCACCGACUGGACCCUGCCAGGUCUUCCUGCUUCUCAAGGCUGGAGGGACCAGGACCACGAGGUCGAACUUUGGGUCUCCAGGGGAUGGAGACUGUGAUUCCACCUUUACGACCUUCCUUUCACCCUUCCGCCCACCCCAGCUUAAAGGAGUUAAGAAGAGAGACGUGUGGCAACAGCCGGACUAAAGUGAGUCAGGCCUCAAGAUUACUCCUGGAAACACCAGUUCAGCCUGCUUCCUUGCUACCUGAAGGAGAGCAUGAAGUCGCUUCUCACUCAGAUGAAGGGGGAGGACCUCUCUUGGGUUUGGCCCAGCGAGUACCAUUAAGAGAAACUCAAGAGAUAACACAAACCAAGGACAGUGUUAUCUCCCAUACAAUGCCCUCUCCUGUCUCUAUGGCCCAGCCCAUGCCUGGCCGUGUGGUACCACUUUCUAUCACCCGCCCAUCACCCUUUGGAAAGGCUCAGCGUGUGACUCCCCCAGGCCUCCCAGCAGCGACCUCAUAUUCAUUGUUGCGGCGUCUCGCCAAUCGACCCAAAGCCCAGUUCACACCCAUCCAGUCAGCCCCCAGAGUCCAGAAGGCCCAGUGGUUAAGUGGCCUCUCUCCUCAGUCCUGCCCAGAAGAGCCUGCCCUGCCCUGGGAGCAAAUUGCUGUAAGGUUGUUUGACCAGGACAGCUGUACCAGGUUGCAGGAGGAACCUGGGAAACCACCUGGGACAAGUACUUCUCAACCUCACUCCAAUAAAACCCUCAACCUGCAAGAGCUAAAGAUGCAGCGCAUCAGUAUCCUGCAGCAACUCUUGCGACAGGAGGUAGAGGGGCUGGCAGUAGGCAAGUGUGUCCCUUUUGAUGGAGGCUGCUCUCUGGAUAUGGUUGAACUUCAGCCCCUGCUGACUGACAUUUCUAGAACUCUGAGUACUCCACAACAUAAUUCUGAAACUUCUCACCCUCCUGGACUGUCAAAGCACAGUGGACUUACAGAGCCCUGCCUUGCGGAGGAGUGUGUGGAACCACAGCCCUGCCAGGGAUUAAAGGCUGAGGUGGCUCAGGCCUGCUCUGCCACAGACCCAGGGCCCACGGAGCCCUGCUGUAGGGCUGGACUGGAGCCUUCCUUUCAGGAACAGGCUGAAGUCCCAGGUCCUUGCCCUCCAGCACAGCCUGGACACCCUGAGGCCUGCCAUAAGGUAGAGCCUCUGAGGGCAUCAGUUGCCCACUCCCUAAAACCUAAAAGCCCAGAGUCCAGCUCAAAAGACUGCUGCAAUCAGGGGCCUCUGGCAACCACCAGUCUGACCUUCUCUUUCCAAAGUCCACUCUGUGCCAGCCCCCCUAUUCACUCACUUCAGCCUCUGAGGCCCCAGACAGGCCAGUCAGGCCUCAGCAGUCUGGCCCCUCGAACUCUGGCCCUGAGACAGCGCCUCAAAGCAUGUCUCACCGCCAUCCACUGCUCCCAGGAGGCCCGUCUGGAUGACGAGUGCGCUUUCUACACCAGCCGAGCCCCUCCCCCAGGACCCACCCGCGUCUGCACCAACCCUGUGGCUGUGUUGCUUGAAUGGCAGGAUUCCCUGUGUUUCAUUCCAGUUGGUUCUAUGGUCCCACAGGGCUCUCCAUCGUAAGACUCCAGCCUUCCCUGGCUUCUGCUAUGCUGAGCUUACCCCUUCCCUUUAGCCUUAUUUAUUGUUGGUCUACCUAUGGGACUGGGAGCCAACACCCUUUUAUCCAUUAAUAAAGUUUCUAUGGUAUCAAAA
Molecule: messenger RNA, 2418 nt
Organism: Jaculus jaculus (lesser Egyptian jerboa)
Lineage: Eukaryota; Metazoa; Chordata; Mammalia; Rodentia; Dipodidae
Gene: Troap
Product: trophinin associated protein
Exons: 15
Coding region: 139-2286 (715 amino acids)
Source: RefSeq, a predicted model, not a curated record